Molecule: messenger RNA, 5841 nt
Organism: Erinaceus europaeus (western European hedgehog)
Lineage: Eukaryota; Metazoa; Chordata; Mammalia; Eulipotyphla; Erinaceidae
Gene: KIF1A
Product: kinesin family member 1A
Exons: 51
Coding region: 154-5502 (1782 amino acids)
Biological process (GO): microtubule-based movement
Molecular function (GO): ATP binding; microtubule motor activity; microtubule binding
Source: RefSeq, a predicted model, not a curated record
GUCACAGCGCAGCCGGCCGCAGCCCGGAGGGGACCUGCCACGCCGCGCCCAUGCCCGGCCGCCGCCCGUGACGCCCGCCCGCCAGGAGCCCCCUCAAGCCCUCUGGGGUCCCCACUGCCACCACCACCAGGAGUGACCUGGGAAGGUGCAGAGAUGGCUGGGGCCUCGGUGAAGGUGGCGGUGCGUGUGCGCCCUUUCAAUUCCCGGGAGAUGAGCCGCGACUCCAAGUGCAUCAUCCAGAUGUCGGGGAGCACCACCACCAUUGUGAAUCCCAAACAGCCCAAGGAGACCCCCAAAAGCUUCAGCUUUGACUAUUCCUACUGGUCGCACACCUCACCGGAAGACAUCAACUAUGCGUCGCAGAAGCAGGUGUACCGCGACAUCGGCGAGGAGAUGCUGCAGCACGCCUUCGAGGGCUACAACGUCUGCAUCUUCGCCUACGGGCAGACGGGGGCCGGCAAGUCCUACACCAUGAUGGGCAAGCAGGAGAAGGAGCAGCAGGGCAUCAUCCCGCAGCUCUGCGAGGACCUCUUCUCCAGGAUCAACGACACCACCAAUGACAACAUGUCCUACUCUGUGGAGGUCAGCUACAUGGAGAUCUACUGUGAGCGCGUGCGGGACCUCCUAAACCCCAAGAACAAGGGGAACCUGCGUGUCCGGGAGCAUCCUCUGCUGGGCCCCUAUGUGGAGGAUCUGUCCAAGCUGGCGGUCACCUCCUACAACGACAUCCAGGACCUCAUGGACUCCGGGAACAAGGCCAGGACUGUGGCAGCCACCAACAUGAACGAGACUAGCAGCCGCUCCCAUGCCGUCUUCAACAUCAUCUUCACUCAGAAGCGGCAUGAUGCAGAGACAGACAUCACCACAGAGAAAGUGAGCAAGAUCAGCCUGGUGGACCUGGCAGGGAGUGAACGGGCUGACUCCACGGGGGCCAAGGGCACGCGGCUCAAGGAGGGGGCCAACAUCAACAAAUCGCUGACCACAUUAGGGAAGGUCAUCUCUGCUCUGGCUGAAAUGGACUCAGGACCCAACAAGAACAAAAAGAAAAAGAAGACGGACUUCAUCCCCUAUAGGGAUUCUGUGCUCACCUGGCUUCUCCGGGAGAACCUGGGUGGCAACUCCAGGACAGCCAUGGUGGCGGCCCUGAGCCCGGCCGACAUCAACUAUGACGAGACCCUGAGCACGCUCAGGUAUGCUGACCGGGCCAAGCAGAUCCGCUGUAACGCCGUCAUCAACGAGGACCCCAACAACAAGCUCAUCCGGGAACUCAAGGAUGAGGUGACACGGCUGAGGGACCUGCUCUACGCACAGGGGCUGGGAGACAUCACGGAAGCCACCCGUGUGCCCGGAGCUCCCACAUUGACCAAUGCACUGGUGGGCGUGAGCCCCUCGUCCUCCCUGUCUGCACUGUCCAGCCGUGCCGCCUCUGUGUCCAGCUUGCAUGACCGAAUCCUCUUCGCCCCGGGCAGCGAGGAGGCCAUUGAGCGGCUGAAGGAGACAGAGAAAAUCAUCGCUGAGCUCAACGAGACCUGGGAGGAAAAACUGAGGCGCACAGAGGCCAUCCGCAUGGAGAGGGAAGCACUGCUGGCUGAGAUGGGCGUGGCCAUGAGGGAGGAUGGCGGCACUCUGGGUGUGUUCUCCCCUAAGAAGACGCCGCAUCUGGUCAACCUGAACGAGGACCCGCUGAUGUCCGAGUGUCUGCUCUACUAUAUCAAGGAUGGCAUCACCAGGGUGGGCCGGGAGGACGGUGAGAGGCGGCAGGACAUCCUGCUGAGCGGCCACUUUAUCAAGGAGGAGCACUGUGUCUUCCGCAGCGACUCCCGGGCUGGCGAAGCUGUGGUGACGCUGGAGCCCUGCGAAGGGGCAGACACUUAUGUCAACGGCAAGAAGGUCACAGAGCCCAGCAUUCUGCGGUCAGGGAACCGCAUCAUCAUGGGGAAGAGCCAUGUGUUCCGGUUCAACCACCCUGAGCAGGCGCGGCACGAGCGGGAGCGCACGCCCUGCGCCGAGACGCCUGCGGAGCCCGUGGACUGGGCCUUCGCCCAGCGUGAGCUGCUGGAGAAACAGGGAAUCGACAUGAAACAGGAGAUGGAGCAGAGGCUCCAGGAACUGGAGGACCAGUACCGCCGGGAGCGGGAGGAGGCCACCUACCUGUUGGAGCAGCAGAGGCUGGACUAUGAGAGCAAGCUGGAGGCGCUGCAGAAGCAGAUGGACUCCAGGUACUACCCUGAGGUGGCUGAGGAGGAGGAGGAACCCGAAGACGAAGUCCCGUGGACGGAGCGGGAGUGCGAGCUGGCACUGUGGGCCUUCCGCAAGUGGAAGUGGUACCAGUUCACGUCCCUGCGGGACCAGCUGUGGGGCAACGCCAUCUUCCUCAAGGAGGCCAAUGCCAUCAGCGUGGAGCUCAAGAAGAAGGUCCUGUUCCAGUUCGUCCUCCUCACCGACACACUCUACUCCCCGCUGCCCCCUGACCUGCUGCCCCCUGAGGCCGCCAAGGAGCGGGAGACUCGGCCCUUCCCACGGACCAUCGUAGCUGUGGAAGUGCAGGACCAGAAGAACGGGGCCACCCACUACUGGACGCUGGACAAGCUGAGGCAGCGCCUGGGGCUGAUGCGGGAGAUGUACGACCGGGCAGCCGAGGUCCCCUCCAGCGCCAUCGAGGACUGUGACAACGUGGUGACCGGCGGAGACCCCUUCUACGACCGCUUCCCCUGGUUUCGGCUGGUGGGCAGCUCGGUCGCCUCUGCCUGUGGGGGUCCCCCGCUCCUCAGCACGUGCAUGAGGGAGCCCAGGGCCGCCCCCACCCCCUCCCCCAGCUCCUCAGAGGAGGAGGAGUCCCCGGGCGAGGGGGAGGAGGAGCGGCCGUCGGAGGACGUCCCUCGGGAGCUCGGCCGCGACCCGUUUUACGACCGGCCACCUCUGUUCAGUUUAGUAGGCAGGGCCUUCGUGUACCUCAGCAACCUGCUGUACCCUGUGCCCCUGGUCCACCGUGUGGCCGUUGUCAGCGAGAAGGGCGAGGUGAAGGGCUUCCUGCGUGUGGCCGUGCAGGCCGCCUCAGCUGAUGAAGAAGCCCCUGAUUACGGCUCCGGGGUCCGCCAGUCAGGCACCGCCAAGAUCUCCUUUGAUGACCAACAUUUUGAGAAGUUCCAGUCUGAGUCCUGCCCUGUGGGGGGCAUGUCCCGCUCCGGCACCUCCCAGGAGGAGCUGCGCAUAGUGGAAGGUCAAGGGCAGGGCACUGACACUGGCCCCUCGGCCGACGAGGUCAACAACAACACCUGCUCAGCCAUGUCCCCCGAGGGUGCCCCGCUGGAUGGUCCUGAGAAGACGGGCCUGGAUGGGCCCCUGGACGGAGGCCUUGAGCACCUGCGUCUGGGCAGCAUGUUCACCUUCCGCGUGACCGUGCUGCAGGCAUCCAGCAUCUCAGCCGAGUAUGCGGACAUCUUCUGCCAGUUCAACUUUAUCCACCGGCACGAUGAAGCCUUCUCCACGGAGCCCCUGAAGAACACGGGCAGGGGCCCCCCCCUUGGCUUCUACCACGUCCAAAAUGUCGCGGUGGAGGUGACCCGGUCCUUCGUGGAGUACAUCAGAAGCCAGCCCAUCGUGUUUGAGGUCUUUGGUCACUACCAGCAACACCCCUUCCCGCCCCUGUGCAAGGAUGUGCUGAGCCCCCUGAGGCCCUCUCGACGCCACUUCCCCAGAGUCAUGCCGCUGUCCAAGCCAGUGCCGGCCACCAAGCUCAGCACACUGUCCCGGCCAAGCCCGGGGCCCUGCCAUUGCAAAUAUGACCUGCUGGUCUACUUUGAGAUCUGCGAGCUGGAAGCCAACGGAGACUACAUUCCCGCCGUGGUGGACCACCGAGGGGGCAUGCCCUGCAUGGGCACCUUCCUGCUGCACCAGGGCAUCCAGCGCCGAAUCACCGUGACGCUGCUUCACGAGUCAGGCCGCCAUGUGCACUGGAAGGAGGUCCGAGAGCUGGUUGUGGGUCGCAUUCGAAACACCCCUGAGACGGACGAGUCCCUGAUCGACCCCAACAUCCUGUCCCUCAACAUCCUCUCCGCAGGCUAUGUGCACCCGGCCCAGGAUGACAGGCAGUUUCUUGACUCGGACAUGCCUAGCUUCUCCUUGGGAAGUGACACUAGGACAUUCUUCCAGUUCGAGGCAGCCUGGGACAGCUCCAUGCACAACUCCCUGCUGCUCAACCGUGUCACUCCCUACCGAGAGAAGAUCUACAUGACAGUGUCUGCCUACCUCGAGAUGGAGAACUGCACGCAGCCGGCGGUGAUCACCAAGGACUUCUGUAUGGUCUUCUACUCACGCGACGCCAAGCUGCCCGCGACCCGCUCCAUCAGGAACCUGUUUGGCAGCGGAAGUUUGCGGGCCUCCGAGAGCAACCGUGUGACGGGCCUGUACGAGCUCAGCCUAUGCCACGUGGCCGACGCCGGCAGCCCAGGCAUGCAGCGGCGGCGCCGGAGGGUGCUGGACACAUCUGUGGCCUAUGUGCGGGGUGAGGAGAACCUGGCGGGGUGGCGGCCACGCAGCGAUAGCCUCAUCCUGGACCACCAGUGGGAGCUGGAGAAGCUCAGCCUGCUGCAGGAGGUGGAGCGCACCCGCCACUACCUGCUCCUGCGAGAGAAGCUGCUGAGCGCGCAGCGCGCCGGCCCCGAGCCACCAUCCCCCGGCUCCGAGGACUCGGAUUCCCGCAGCUCGUCGGGCGCGUCGUCCCCGCUCUCGGCCGGGCAGCAGUCCCCCCCGGAGGCGCCCAGCGAGCGGCAGCGGGAGCUGGCCUUCAAGUGCCUGCGGCUCCUGACUCACACCUUCAACCGCGAGUACACGCACGGCCACGUCUGCGUGAGCGCCAGCGAGAGCAAGCUCUCCGAGAUGUCGGUCACGCUGCUGCGGGACCCUUCCAUGUCGCCGCUGGGGGCGGCCACCCUCACGCCUUCCUCCACCUGCCCCUCCCUGGUGGAGGGCCGCUAUGGAACCCCAGACGCCAGGACCCCCCAGCCCUGCUCCAGGCCGGCCAGCCCCGAGCCUGAGCUCCUGCCAGACAUGGACGCCAAGAAGUCCCCGUCCCCCAGCCGUGCCCCAGAUGCUGAGAAGACACCCCCACGCCUGCUGGUCCCGGACAUCCAGGAGAUCAGGGUCAGCCCGAUCGUGUCCCGGAAGGGUUACCUGCACUUCCUGGAGCCGCACACAUCAGGCUGGGCCAAGCGCUAUGUGGUGGUGCGGAGGCCCUAUGCCUACCUGUACAACAGCGAGCGCGACGCCGUGGAGCGCUACGUGCUCAACUUGUCCACCGCGCAGGUGGAGUACAGCGAGGACCAGCAGGCCAUGCUCAAGACACCCAACACGUUCGCAGUGUGCACGGAACACCGAGGCAUACUGCUGCAGGCCAACAGCGACAAGGACAUGCACGACUGGCUCUACGCCUUCAACCCCCUCCUGGCCGGCACCAUCAGGUCCAAGCUGUCCAGGAGAAGGUCAGCCCAGAUGAGGGUGUGAGCCCUAACCACCUGAGUCCGCAGGCCACCGGUCCCCGGCCCCUCCCUGGAGACUCGGGGCCAGGAGGCCAGGGGACACCACCUGACCUGUCUUCCUUCAGAGCAUGUCCUGGGGACUCACCUGGGGGCAGGGGCCAAGUCAGAGGACAUACCCCCUGUGUGGCUAUUUUUUUAAGUGUAGAUGGAUCUGUAACUCCUACUCCUUAGCUAGUGAGCAGAGACACCCCUGGAAUUAACACCCAGCCCUGUAUCUACGCGUAUUUAUUUCUAACCCCUGCAGAGACCCCGACUCAGACCCUUCCCAGUUGUCCCCAUGCCGGCCAAGGCCCACAGGGCCAGA